AUGAAGCCAGGUCCAGACUUGCCAAUGGUCAUAUCUAGACCACACUAUAUUUCCGGAAGAGAUUGUGGCUAUUGUAACGGAAAAAAAGAGGAUUAUCAUGCGCUCGAGAGCCAGAAGACGACUAAUGGCGAUAAAGAAUCACAGUCCAUCACGAUUGGGUGCCAGGUAGAACAAAUGACAUGUCAACAUUAUGACGAAUUAAUAAACCAGGGGUUUAGGAGAUCAGGAACGUUUUUAUAUAAGCCAGAUUUAUUAAGAGGAUGUUGUCGAUUAUUCACUAUUCGAACCGAUGUUACUCAAUUAAAGGUGACCAAAGCUCACCGCAAGACAAUCAAUAGAUUUAUAAGAGCCAUAUCAGACGAACCAGACACGAAAGAGGGAAAUAAGCAUUUUGACUUGCAUUCUUUGGUCAAGGAAGAGCAGAAAUCAACCAGAUUUCACACCAAAUAUGAGCCAUCUAAAUUUUCAAAGGAGAAGUUUGAAUUGUACAAGAAAUAUCAAGUGCACAUCCACAAUGAUGAACCAAGUGACGUAACAGAAAGGUCUUUCAAGAGGUUCCUAUGCGAUACGCCAUUCCCAGAAAAGGAGGUGAUGGGAUCACUGGAUGAUUGGGAGACAUUGAACCACUGGGUGAAAAGAUGGCUGCCCGAAGAUAACACCCCUAGCAAUAGGGUCGGACCCACUCAUGAGUGCUACUACCUUGAUGGAAAGUUGAUAGCCAUUUCCAUAUUGGAUUUUUUGUCCACAGGAGUAUCGUCGAUUUAUUUCAUCUGGGACCCCGACUACGCCCAUUUAUCGCUUGGAACCCUUUCAGGUCUCAGAGAGAUAAUAAUGUGCAGCGAGUUGCAACUCGGAUACUACUACUUAGGCUACUACAUCGAAGAUUGUGCCAAAAUGAACUAUAAGCUGAAGUUCGGCGGAGAGCUCCUCGACUUAUGCAAUGAGGUGUACUUCCCGUUGCCCGCAGUAGGAGAGUUCAUCAAAAACGGCCGCUUUUUCGUCGUAGGUGACGCUAAUGACUCAGACGAGACCGCAUACUCCAACGAGCUUGAAUUGGAGAAUACAGGCCAUCCGAUGGCCGUAUCGGGCUCUGAAUUCGACAAUAAGUCCCUCGUAGAUGUGAGUGAGAAAAUCUACGCGAAUGAUUCUAUCUACGAUGAUGCCAACAAAGCCCUCGCCAUCUUGCAAAAAUCUUAUGGUAUUGGUUCCGCAUCUGAUUCAGUCUACAAAUUACCAGCAGUGGUCCCAGGUAUAAUCCCCAUUUGGCAGAUACUAGAAUGGUUCCAUUCAGGUGCCAUUGACAAUGACUUGCCAGUUUCCAUUUUCACCAUGAUGACAGCAGACCUCAAGGAAUGUGAUUUUGGCCAACUUAACCCGAUUGGGAAAUCAAUUGUUAUCGAUUGUAUAAGAUUAUUUGGCUUAGAGAAGUUCCAAGAUUGUAUUAUUUUGGUCUAA
Debaryomyces hansenii CBS767 is the source of this 1455-nucleotide messenger RNA. Its product is annotated as arginyltransferase. Gene Ontology annotation, biological process: protein arginylation. Gene Ontology annotation, molecular function: arginyl-tRNA--protein transferase activity. The record is from RefSeq and is a predicted model, not a curated record. Lineage: Eukaryota; Fungi; Ascomycota; Pichiomycetes; Serinales; Debaryomycetaceae. Gene Ontology annotation, cellular component: cytoplasm. The transcript has a single exon. The coding region runs from base 1 to 1455 and encodes 484 amino acids.